AUGUCAGAUUCAUUUGAGACUUAUGAAAGUGAAUUACAAUUAGCUUUACAAGAAGCUAAAUCAAAAAUUUCACAAAUAGAUACAGUGGAUGCAAGUAUGUAAUAACAUUUGUCACUUAGUUCUUACUAACUUUUAGACACUCAAAAGCAAUAUUUAAAAUCAAUUGAAAGUGCCUCAGAUGAAGCAAUUGAAGUAUUAGAUCAAAUGAGUAUUGAAGUACAAAACUUACCAUCGAAUCAAAGAUCUUCAUAUAAUACUAAAAUUAGAACAUAUAAAUCGCAAAUUGAUGAAGUUAAAUCCAAAUAUAAUCAAUUAUUAGAUUCUCAAGAUAAACGUGAAUUAUUUGGCAAUAGAUAUACCGAUGAUAAUUCAGGAGAUUUAGAUUUAGAAAGUCAACAACGUAAACAAUUAUUAAAUAAUCAUUCAUCAUUAGAAAGAUCAUCUCAAAGAUUACAAGAUUCACAAAGAGUUGCAUUGGAAACGGAAAACAUAGGUGGUAAUAUUUUAAAUGAUUUAAGAUCUCAAAGAGAUCAAAUAUCUGGUGCUAGAAAUACUUUAGGUCAAGCUGAUAAUUAUAUUGAUAAAUCGGUGCAAACUUUAAAAUCUAUGAGUAGAAGAUUGACUGCUAAUAAAUUUAUUAGUUAUGGUAUAAUUGCAGUUUUGAUAUUAUUGAUCUUUUUAGUUUUAUUUAGUAAGUUUUCGUAA
Messenger RNA from Insectozyma verbasci, 705 nucleotides. The record is from the annotation of a GenBank genome assembly. NCBI's taxonomy places the organism in Eukaryota, Fungi, Ascomycota, Pichiomycetes, Serinales, Debaryomycetaceae.